UUCUAUCAAUAGUCUUCAGCACAUUACAUCAACCAAACCAAAUCUAGCGUACAAAGUGACACAACCAAAUGCAAGAAUUAACGCCACACCAACACAGGGGAACAAGUACAUACAGCCGCAAAAGCCGAAAACAUCCCAUAAAAAAUCUUCAAAGAUCCCCAUAUCUUCGUCAUCAACCAUGAGUGUUGAGAGCUUCCCACGCCAGAUUCUUUGGCACAGGGUUGGAGACAUCCCUGGCUUGCAACGUGACGGCUCUGAGUGUGUUGUAGGUGAAGACAUUCGCCAUCCAGAACGAGGCAUAGUUGUAGGGCAGAUUGUGCUUCUUGAAAACCUCCUGAACAAAUGGAGACACCUUUCAAAGCUGGCACCUCAGCAAGCGAGGGAACAGAUGGUGCUACACCUAAUACUGCAAUCCAACAUGGAACCAAUUCCCUUUUAAAAAAAUGAUAACUUUCUCACCUAAAUAGAACAUAAACAAACCAACAAUGGACUUGUCAGAAUGGUCCUUUCCAACGAGUAAUACUGCAGAAAGGGUGAAAUUGGACUUCUUAUCAUAAACAAUUGGACUUCUUAUCUUAGUCCCUUUAGUUUCAUAUGGGCCACGAGUAAUACUGGGCCAAGGGUGAAUUUUUUUAAAACUAAACUGCUACUCCCCAAUGGUAGGUAGGGAUGAAUGACAAUUGACAAUGGGUCGGGUUGGGUCGGGUGUUGCCAAACACAAAUCCAAACCAAUGGGUUUAUUUGUCAAAAAAUACGAGGUAAAACCCACUGAGUUUGGAAAACUAAAACCCAAUCCGCUGGGUAUCGGCGGGUUCAUGGGUAUCCAUGGGUUUUUUGUGGUAAAAAAUUUACAAUAACAAGUUUCUAUCAAAAUAAAAUUCAAACAUCAAUUUCCCCAUACAAAUUAUACAUACAUAAAACACCAUUAUAGAAAAUUCAAACAUAUCACAAUUACACUAAAUAAAUCACACGGAAUAAGUGUAGUGAUAGUUAGAUUGGAUGAAAUUAGAAAUAAGGUAGGGUUUGGGGAGAGUAGGGCGACGAAAUAAGUGUGGGCGGGUACUCCUAAACCCAAACCCAACCCGCUGAAUAGUGCACGGGUUUAAACCCAAACCCAACCCAAAAACCGUCUACGGGAGUAAAAACGAAAAUUAAUCCCUAGGCCCCAUAGGCCAUAAUAGCCCAUUAUCGUUGUAACCCAACAACACAAAAAAAAAAAUCAACUUGUCUACAGAAUACAUAAAGGCAAAACAUGGGUUGUAAUUAUCUCAUUUCAAAUUUCGUGGCCUAAGAGUGAUUCUAGGAAGGUCAUUUUUGUCAUUGCACUCAGGUCAUGUUUAUAUAUUAAAAAUGUUAUCAUUGGAGUUCGAACCUUGGUCAUUUGAAUGAAGAAAAAGCAUUAUAACCAACUAGGCUAUAUUUUAUUCCUUGUUAUUUUUUUUAUUGAACUCUAGCAAUAUGUUUGGUGAUGAUGCUUCUAUAUUUAUAUUUUAUCUUAAUUUAUUUAUAUUUUAUAGAAAGAUAUUAGUUCUGAAAUCGGAACUCAAGUAGUAUUGAUUCUAAUAUUAAUAUUAAAUUGUAUGUGUUGUUUAGUUCGGAAAAAAUACAGAAGUGUAACCAAAACAUGGACCUUUGGUGACGAGUAUAAUCAGUUUUUUGUGACAAAUCUAUAAAUAAUAUAAUGAUAAAAUUAGAAAAUGAGAGUCUCAUUUAAAAUUUCGUGGCCUCGGAGUGAUUCUAGGAAGCUUGUUUUCGUCAUAAUGCCCAAUUUAUGAUUAUAUUAUGUGUAGAUUUUUACAAAAAAUUACUAUAUUUGUAAAAAAGAUCCAUAUUUUGGCUAUAAAUAUGUAUUUUGUCUAAACUAAACCACACAUACAAUUUAUUAUUUAAUGUUUGAAUCAAUGUAACUUGAGUUUCGAAUUCACAAUUAAUCACUUUCUAUAAGAAAUAAUAAUUUCAGGUAAAAUACAUUUCCUACUUGGUUGAAAAAGCUCUUUCUAUGAGAUAUAUUCAAUGUUUUAAGAUUUACUAUUUCAAAUUUCGUGAAACAAGAGCGAAAGUAGGAAAAGUAUAUUUAUCAUCACAAUUUUUAUAUAAUUCAUAUGAAAAAAUAUAAAUAUCUUACUCUGUGCAUUUAUGACUGUUUUUAUCUUGGUGUUGUGAAUAGGUAGAAACUUAAUUAUUAUAAUGCAUAUAACUGUACCUAGCCACAUGAUUUAGCUAGCACGACACAGUUAGAGCAUAUCAUGAAGACAAUGUAUAUGGAUUGAGCAUGUACAAACAUGAAUGCUUCAUGGGUCGUACCAGACUUAAACUUCAAGGGCUCGCGCACAAGUGUGAGCACCACACAGUCUAUAUUGGUGAACUCAUGCUUUUGGAGAAAUGCGUCAUUUGAUAAAAAUAAAACAAAAUAUUCUAAAAAUAACAUAUACAAUUUUAAUUAAUGAGUAGUUUCUCGCAUUAACGUGUGACGGCUCAUAUUCUAAAAUGUUUAUAAAAUACAUUCAUUGUUUAUUUUGAGACUCGAACAUUUUUCAAUGUAUACAACUAAAAAUUCAUUUAUAAAAUCAUUCUUGGUUAACUUCAUAGCUGAAAAGUCUUUUUUAUAGCUUGCAGUAAUAACAAACAACGUCAACAAUAAUUUUAGAAGCAAGUAAAGUGAAGAAGAAAUAGGGAUUUAAUAUUUCUUUGCAAAUGUGUGUGUGUGGUGGGUGGGGGGGGGGGGAGAGAUUUUUUUUUGUCUAAAAAAUUUGAGAAAGGGUUCAAACUCAUAUAUCAUUUGUUUGAAUAUUGCAUAUUGAAUUGGAGUAUUGAAAAUUUUGGAAGCGAUAUGUAAUUCUUAAAUUAAUAUUAAUUUUCAUCUCGGUUGACCAAUAGCCUUACACCUUUUGCAAAUCUGACAUGGAUCAAAUAAUCAUAAGAUGAGAUUUAGUUUGAUAUGGCGUCGGUUCAAAACCAUUUUUAUGUGUGAUGAAUUUGUACAACAAAUACAUGUAAAGUGAAGAUGAACCAGAUUAUGCAUUUUGAUUCUUUAGAUAAAUACAAUGGUUUAAGGCUUUAAGCGAUGAAAUAACUGUACACUCACUCGAUUGGUUUAACGAGUUAUGCUUUUUAUCACUUUUAAUAAUUAGUUUAUUCAUAACCUAGCAAACUACUUUGCUCCGUCAAUAAAUAAAGGGUUAAUACCUUAGUUUGGCCCGAACUAUAGACAAAGUUUCUACUUUAGCCUGUGGUAUCGGUAAUUGCUAUUUUGGCCUAAACUAUGUAGCAUACUUUCUUAUUUGGCCCGGAGGCGGGUUUGACCGUUAGUCAAGGUCCACCUCACUUGCCACAUCAGCUAUUAGGGAAUAAAAAAUUAAUUUUGUA
Molecule: messenger RNA, 3366 nt
Organism: Linum trigynum
Lineage: Eukaryota; Viridiplantae; Streptophyta; Magnoliopsida; Malpighiales; Linaceae
Source: the annotation of a GenBank genome assembly